UUAAGUAUAAAAAGAUUCCAAUGGCUUGUCAAUACCAUGAAGGGAAGCAGAAGAUUAUGGUGUGUGUACCCUGUAAUAUUACUGUUUGUGAAAUAUGUAUAGAUACCGGACACUAUGGACACCCACUUCACUCAUUCAAAACAGCAGCCAACACUGUUGUCAGUGAUCUAAUAAAACUGACUGAAAAACCAUGUUUCACCACACUGGAGAAAGAUCUUGGGGAUUUGUCCACAUUACAACGAAGGGAAAGUGAGCAAGCUGUCAAAACAAAGCAAGAACUUCUGGACAGACGAGAUGAACUCAAACAAGUACUGGAUGAGGUAACAGAAACAGCAGUGACGAAACUAGACCAGCACAAUGAAAAUCUGUUCAAGGAAUUAGAUGAAGCCAAUGACAAAGCCAUGGAACAAUCCCAAAAAGUUAGUGAUUUUAAGGGCGAAGUCAAAAGGCUACAGUCUUCACAGAAUUAUCUGGAAGUUGUGGAAGAGGGAAUGAAAAUUAAACCUCCAGAAAUUUCUCCAUUGGUGUUCCCCAGAGUAUCCAGACUUAUAUUCCAGUCAGAUAUGUCAGGGUAUGUAACUAACAUAGAGAUUUUGUUUGGGGAGCUGGUACAGCAGGACGUGUAUGCUCUGACCACCUUCCACCCAGACGGUACAUUUUCUAAACCUGUGUUAGGACACUACAAUCCAAACCCUUCUCCAGCCUCCAGUGUCUGUACCGUUGACCUAUUUUGGGAGGGACCUGACGGAGCCAUUUCAACCCAGACACAACAAACAGAGCUGGCGAUGUUAUCAAGGAUGUUUACUGCACCACGAGAGUAUUUGGCAUGUUGUUGUUACCAAACCAACUCUUCGUGGCCUCCCUUGAUAAGAAGUGUAUCAGACAGAUGGAGAUGAAAAAAGGUAAAUAUACACUUUCCAACUCUAAAUGGAUUGAUACAGAUCCUUUGACCCCUCACUGUAUGUGUGUGGCAUCGAAUGGUGAUAUCCUAGUGACACUGACAGACAAAACAUCCUCUUCUAUAGAACCAAACUCUACAUCAGUACUGGUCAGGUACAGCAGCAAAGGAAAGAAACUGGCUAGAGCUCACAAGGAUGGACAUGGUCAAGACUUGUUCUUUGUUCCAAAUAACAUUAGCACCAGUAACACAGGUACAGUAGCUGUCGUUAAUGUUACCAGCAUAGUUCCACGAGCAAGUCAUUUGGUGGUGUUAAAUAACAGUCUUAAUCUGACACACAGAUACAUUUGGCAUGGAUUAACAGUUCCUGCUGAAGACCAGCUACCUAAACUAACAGAAAAUUUCAGAAUUUCUGAUGUGUUGUUCAACCACCACAACCUCUUACUAAUCUCUGAGAUUUUCUCGCGGACAGUACAGCUGUUAGAUCCCAAAUGUAACCUGCUGAAGGUUUUGGUUACUGAUCUCGAGCAUCCCCCAAGUUCUCUUGCUCUGCAUGCUGAUGGGGAUCUGUGGGUUGGGUUAAAGAAUGGAACAGUUAAUGUGUACAAACACACAUGUGACUUUACAUCUGAGGAGACAUAACAAAUCCAAAUACGAUGGGAAAACAUGUACAGCAGUUACCUUAGAACACCUGUGAGUUUUUUUCAGAGAAAUCAUCACGCCAGAAACUGUUAACUGUCUGUUCUAAUAGUGUUUGAUGAGCUCAUCAAAAUGUUAUACAGAUAACAGAGUGCAUAGUUGUUAAUUCACAACAAAGGAGUGUCACUGUGUGCUACGCUUGCUUUGGUCAUAAAAAUGUAUUUUGGACAUAAAUAUCUUGUUCUCAAAAAGAUAUGUUGUUUAUCAUAAAUUGUCUCAAUCAGGUAUUACGUCAAUUACCUAUAUUGUCAAUCAGUUAUGUAACCAGUGAGUCAUGUUUGUCAAUCAAGUAUGUUGCCAAUUAAAUAUGUUAUACAGA
This is a messenger RNA of Mizuhopecten yessoensis (Yesso scallop), 1916 nucleotides long. RefSeq lists its product as uncharacterized. The transcript has 2 exons. The coding region runs from base 21 to 896 and encodes 291 amino acids. Lineage: Eukaryota; Metazoa; Mollusca; Bivalvia; Pectinida; Pectinidae. Gene Ontology annotation, molecular function: zinc ion binding. The record is from RefSeq and is a predicted model, not a curated record.